AUGGCGGCCCUCGCUGUAACCUUUCAAGUACUGACGGUCAUCACGUCCGUCUGUAUGCGGAUUGCGCCCUUCCCGGACUUCUGGCGGGUAUACAAAGCGAAACGAACGGGCGAAGUGCAGACCCUGCCUGUUGUGCUACUCUUUACCAACUGCGCCGUGCUUGUCUGGUACGGCUACUUCUCGGGGAACAUUCUACCGCUCGUCGUGACUUCCGUUCUCGGGCUUUUUACCUCCGUAGGGUUCAUUGCAAUCUUCUAUCGCUACACCGACAACCGGCGAUCUGUGCACAAAACUUGUGCUCCAGCCAUCGUCUUUAUUGCACUCGUGUGUCUGUACGGCACGAUCGGCGUCAAAGGCAUCACAGGACAGUCCAAGGCGUCGAUGGCUACAACCAUGGGCGCAAUUUCCUUCGCCACGUCCAUCGGUCAGUACGGAUCUCCGCUUGCUACGAUUCGUAGGAUAGUACGUACGAAAUCAACGGCUUCAAUGCCUUUCACGCUCUGCGUCGUCAGCUUUUGCAACAGCGCGUGUUGGAUGACGUACUCCAUCCUUCUUGGCGACGUGUGGCUUUUGCUCCGGAGUGCUUCCGGCUUCUCUCUCACGCUGAUCCAAUUGACGUUGUAUGCUAUCUACCCGUCAGUACGGUGGACGACGGCAAGAACACGAAACGACGCUUCAGCGACCGACUGCCUCGACGAAUCGCUCGAGUGUGGUACUACGCUCUCGCAGUCGGUUACGAGUAGCCGGUGCGAUCAAAAAGGAGUCGAUCUCGACAGGACGGGCGCCGACGGAGACAGCAUCGAAUUCGUUGAGCUUCGGACGCCUAGUGCACGAUAA
This is a messenger RNA of Hyaloperonospora brassicae, 837 nucleotides long. NCBI's taxonomy places the organism in Eukaryota, Oomycota, Peronosporomycetes, Peronosporales, Peronosporaceae. The record is from the annotation of a GenBank genome assembly.